UCAGGCUACAGCCACGUGUGUUUCGCGACCCAAAGUUAUUCGACCUAAAGUGAAGUGAAACUUACAAAUUAAGUACUUUAUGAAACAAACUACGAACAAAUUGAUAUUGCAAGCAGCGUUCACGAAAUAUUUUGGAUUAUUAUAUUAAAGUUCGCUGGAUUUUAGACUGUACCGGUGCCGGCGUACUAAUUGCUGUUUGCGGAGGAAGGUUGACGAUGGUGUGAGCAGAGGAUGCGGUGGUUCAAGAAAGGUGAGCCGCCGCGGCUGCUAGCGGUGUCGCCAGAAACCGAACCACGCUCCACACGCCCGUCUCGCAUUGAUAUGUCCCCAGUUCGCUACGCCCAAAGAAAAAGUAGCGGCAGCUCGGUGGAAACUAAUUUCUACAAUCUCAGCGAUCAGAUAAUAAUCGUCGAAAAAUCGCCACAAGAAACUCGAAGCGGUGAAACCCCAGUCAACAGUCGCAUAUCACUACACAACGGUCUGACCUCACCACAGGAAAGUUAUAACGCUAGUUGCAAAAACCGCGGAGGCUCUUUAGAGAAAGAGUACAUGGUUUAUCGAGAAAAGCGCAAUCCACUGCUCGAUAAAGUAAAAAAUACCAAGCUAUCUUGUUUUAAAUCUAGCGGACCUUUGAGGCAUGGAGACGAUGCCGCUUCCACCUCUGGAAGUGAUUGCAGUGGAUUUGGUCACGCAGAGGAAGGUCAGUGCCGAUUUGGUAUUAAUUACCCUGAAAACCACCUAGAAUUCGAAAAUAAAAAUCCUUGGGUUAAAAUGCCAAAUUACGAUGACGAUGUGUUUUUUGCAAAAAGUUUAACCAGUCCGAUAGAAUCAAAUUGGAGAGAAGGAAAAUCAUUUACAAAUAGAGGCACCAGAUGCUACAGCUCUGGGUCUGAAUGUGAUCGUUAUUAUGGGAUACCUAAAUCUGGUACAAAACUUUCUAAGUCAAGCGAUCAAAUUUUUAAUGAUGAUUACGAUUCCCAUAAUGUACCAAUUGUAUUGAAAGCUCAAAAAAAGACUGAUAAAUUUAAGAUCAAAGAUGAAAAAGAUACCAUUGGGCCAAGUUCCUGUCUUUCUGCUAAAUUAAGAGCUAUGUCUGACAGAUAUUUGAAGUCUUCUAACAAAUUUCUUUCAAAACUGUAUAAACAAAAUGGUGAUAAUGAUGAGGAUAUUAAGGGUAGCAGCGAUAAUAUAUUAAAAACAGCUAGCAUUAAUAAAAGUCGAAAGAAAAGGGGUGGUGUUAAGGCAAAACUACGAAGUUUUUCUUACGGAGCUUUACCAGGUUUGGAAGAAUUUCAAAAAGGCCAGAGUUCUGUAUUUCACGACGAUGUCUACCAAGUGUCAUGUGAUGACGAGAACGUUUUAUUACAAGACUGUGAAGAUGCGGAUUCAGGUAUUCUAGUCAAUGAGUCUGCGGCAUCGUCAAUAUUUGAGAGUGAUAGACUGUCUUCAAGAUGUGAAAGUUCAGCAUCUCAUGUAAAUCCUGUACCUUGUCAUGGAAGGAGUGUAUCAGGAGACCAAAGUUAUAUCAAACCUAGAGCUUCUGGCAGAAUGAGUAGAGAAAGAAAUGAUUGUCCUAGACAUAAACCACGUCAUACCCAAAGAGCCUUAUCAUUAGAUCGCAAAGAAAUCCUUCGGCGAAUGCCAAAGAAUAAUAAUGAUACCGAACCGCAAUAUCUUCAACUAACGGAGAAACAAAAGAUGCGUCAGCGGGAUGUAAGUUUAGGAGAAACAGGUAUACCACCCAUACCACCUUGCAGGAAACCAAUAAAAGAUGGUAAAUUGGAUAAAGUUCCAUCAGAAUUCAAGGUUGUCAGGAUAAUAAGACGAAAUCCCACUGAUGAAUUAGGUAUCUUUAUUGCGAAAACAAAGCUGUCUGAUGAAGGUCAUAUUGGAUAUUUAGUGGCUCAUGUCGUACCUGGAGGACUGGCUGAAAAAGAAGGAUCACUACGCAUUGGUGAUGAACUGGUAAAUGUCAAUGGACGGAGACUCCGAGAUCUGACCAUGAGUGAGGCAAAGGAAGCUCUCAAAUCAGGAUCAUCUGAAAUCGACAUUGUAAUCUGUAGACAGCGUGAUAAACCUGAGGUUAAGAAACGAGGCACAUUUCAAAAAAAUAAAACUCUGAUGCGGGAGAGUUCUGUUGAUUACGAGAACGCAAUAAUAUUGGGAAAGGAAAAACGUGUUGAUAAAUAUGACGUCAGAAUAGACCGACGGCGGUCGCAGGACGAGUCGGCUUGUAAUCGCAGCGCGCUAUCAGCUGCGGACGAGGCGAGCGACAAUGCGUCGGGUGCGCACACGCAUUUCCUCAAAGGCCAGAACGCGAGUUACAGCAGCAUGAAUAACAAGCUGCUACGCCGGCAGGUUGUGAGUUACGGUGGUGCCAAUAAAGACGAACUUGCUCUUAGUUGUGCUAGUGACGUUGUGGAUGUCGAUGUGCCGGACUGUGCCGAUCGUCAUAAUGAACGACAUAACAGUGAGUGUGAAACACAAACACAGAAUGCGGCCAACUUCUGCACGCUUCCGAGAAAACCGCGAGCACCGACACACACUUACCAUACUAUAAAUUUUGAGAAGGGACCCGGAAAGAAACCGCUCGGAUUUACCAUUGUGGGAGGGCGCGACUCUCCUAGAGGGCCUCUCGGGAUAUUCAUAAAAAGCAUCCUCCCACAAGGGCAGGCAGUCGACGAUGGACGUUUAAAAGCAGGUGACGAGGUAUUGGCAGUGAACGGACACGCAUGUCACGAAUUAGCUCAUGUGGAAGCGUUGGCCCUUUUCAAAGCAGUGCGCACUGGCUGCAUAGAAUUGAGGAUCUGUCGACGGGUUAAGAAUUCACAAUCUACCAAAGCCAAAUCCUGCACUGAUCUACUAAACGAUGACGAAUGAGGAACAUAUUUAAUCUGAUAAAAAUAUAUUAGUUUUUGUAAAUAUUGUACAUUUGUAGUAGUGAGAUUGAGAAAAUUUUUGCAUGAAUUUUAUUGCACAUAUGGCGUUAAUAGACUUUAUUUUUUUGUUAAUUAAGCUAGACAAAUAAAACUAUGUAUUCCCAAAAAUGUUAGAAAAGAUAAUUUAAAUUAAACAGAUAUAAACUUCACCUUACUACCAUACCUACAGCCAUCAUAAUAGUCCUUUUAUUUACAUACAUUAUGUAAACGUUUAUCUUGAAAAUAUGUUGAAACCGUUAUUUACACAAAGUCUAUGAAACGAUACGAGUAUGCCUUUAAUAUUUAAUAUAUGUAAUCCAUCGUAUUUUGUAUUUCUUAUUUUAUGCACCAUUUAUUAAUUUAUUAAUUAUUUUGAUAUUUCUCCUAACCCUUUCUUAGGGCAUUUUGUCUACAUUGACUUCUUUAGACUAAACAAAGGCAAUGUAAUAAUAAUUUUGAUAUAGAAAAACUGAAUCUAAAUGUCUAUGUAGACAUUAUGUCUACUCUGUACUUUGCAUGACGUUCCUUUUUAUAUAUUUUUUUUUAUUUAUCACAACAUAACGGACAUGUCAGGCAAAUUUAUAUAUAAGUAUAUGUCACUGUAGUAUAAUGUAGACGUAAGAUAAUACAAAUCAUCUUUCGUUUAGAGUCCUACGAAAGUUAAUAAAUUCACUAGGAAGUUUAUACUUGCGGUUCUUGUAAUUUUCCAGUGACAUAUACUACACUUCAUUUUUAUACUUCUCCAAGAUUCCAUUGCACGAUUACUCAUACUAUUUAUUUUUCAUUUUAUUCUCAUGCUCUUUUGUUAAUUCUUUAAGUGGCAACCCUACAAUUUAAUAAACACAUAAAUACAAAUUUACUUAAUUAAUUAACACUAUGUUAUCGUGCAAAGGGAUUGUGUACUUUAUGUGUACAGUGCCAUUUCUCCUAUCAUAAUGUUCGCGGUUAUAUUCUUGUUAAGAAGCUCAAAUUAUUAUAGAUACGCCAACUGAUAAUUAUCCCAAAGAUAAGAAUUAGAUAUUCGUGUAUCAUUAGAAAUUUCUUUAUAUAGGUAUCUUAUGUGAUUAAGAUAAGAUAAUUAGGAAAUUUUCGACCAUGUGUAAGUAUAAAUAAAUAUGCUUGUAAUGUAUGUAAUCGAUUAUUAUGAAACUAAUGGUUUUUCUGGUAUUUAUGGUAUAAAAUUUUACAUUCAAUAAAAUAUAAUAGCCGCACAAUACUCUAUAUGAAAAAACAAAAAUAUGAAAGCUGAUUUUGUGUCAUAAAUUUUUUAGAACAUAAUUUUCGGUGAAGAUUUAUUAAAUAUUAUAAAUGUCAUUCAAAAUAUUAGACAUCAAUGUAAUGUUUUAUGAUAAUAGGUAUUUUAUACGCUCUUUUGUGCAAUAAUAUGUUAAAUGUACACCCUAAUUGAAAAAUCGCCAUGAAAUGUAGCAAUUCGUAAUGAUCUGGCCACUGUGAUAGAUGUGUAGUAUUAAAAUUUUUAUUCUAUAAUAGAUUUGGCACUCAUAGUCAAAAGUAAUUAUGAAAUUAUCAAGAAUUCUGAAACUAUUACUUUUUAUAUUCCAGUGAUAAUAGUUUACCGAUAUCUACCUAUUUUUAUAUUAUUAUGAAUACCACAUUAUAUAAGUUAUACGUUAAUGACUUAUAUUACAUUAACAACUAAAAUUAUGACUUGUCCUGUGUAAGAAAAUGGUGUAUUAAAUCAGCUUGAGAUUUGACGUAUGUUUAAUAAAAUUACAACGUAAAAUUACAGAGUCCUUGCUUUUUGCCUUAUGGAGUUGAUUUUUCUACAGUGCGAGUUCGGCCGAUGAUAAAAAAACAUAAAAUUUAAGUAAAUGAAAAUAAAUAAAAUUUAUUUUACUAAGUAAUAUGAAUUAUUUACUAUCUAUCCAUAUUGAACAAUAACAGGUAGUAUCUUGGAAUGGAGAUUUUUUUAAAAGUAGUUUUAUCAAUGACCAAUUUAUUAAAAUACAUUCGUUAAGGAAAAUUGCAAAGAUACAACUUUUUAGUUAGUGAAAGUACAAAUUACAAUAAGGGAUUUUGAACACAAAGAAAUCUCUAUCAGUGUUUCGUUUAUAAUUGUUUGUGUAAUUUGACUAUCUUUGAUUAUAGCUCGACUAAAUACACCACUUUUUUACCUUGUUUGUUUACUGAAAUGUAAUAUUUUCUAUAAUAUUGACAAAAUUGAUUCAUCAAUUAAUUAUUUAUAUUAUAUUAUAUACCUAUAAAAUUUUGGUUAUAGUUUGGUUAAAUAUCUAAAUCACAUUGUUAAAUUAAAGUUAAAGACGUUGUAGAUUUUUUCACACAUAUCAAAU
This is a messenger RNA of Amyelois transitella, 5230 nucleotides long. RefSeq lists its product as uncharacterized. The transcript has 6 exons. The coding region runs from base 232 to 2880 and encodes 882 amino acids. The record is from RefSeq and is a predicted model, not a curated record. Lineage: Eukaryota; Metazoa; Arthropoda; Insecta; Lepidoptera; Pyralidae. Gene Ontology annotation, molecular function: protein binding.